CCGCGAGGCCACGCCCCGAGGUGGUGGCGCGCGAUGCGCAGCGCCGCACUCACCUGGGGGCACGAGGUGGGCAGCAGCGCACACUGAGAUGGAGGCCGAGCGCAAGGCGAAGGUGACCCAGUGGCAGCAGCAGUCGUACAUGGACUCGGGUAUUCAAUCGGGCGCGGGGACGCGCGUGCACUCCAUGCGGCACAUGGACGACGACGACGGGGAAGACUGGGAUCCUGCGUUCGGGCAGCCGCAGUCGCAGGGCUUCAGCAGCCGUCACGAGGUGGAGACGUACUCGAUGACGCGCCAAGUGCGAGGCGGCGGCGGCAUCGGCAGCGUCUUCCCGGACGAGGAGGGCCUGCAGAUCGGGUGCGGCCACCUGGACGCGGCGAGCAGCCCCUCGAGCGGCCACCGGCUGGGCGAGCCGGGCCACGCCAUGCGCAGCGCGGUGGACAACCUGCUGAGCUACCAGGACGACCCGGACCUGGGCACGCGCGCCAUCCCUGAGCUCACCAAGUUGCUGAACGACGAGGACCAGGAGGUGGUGCGGCAGGCCGCCCUCAUCGCCCACCAGCUGUCGCAGAAGGCCGGCGGGCAGCGCGCCAUGGUGGGCUCGUCGGCGCUGGUGGCGGCGCUCGUGCGCACCAUGCACAACACGAGCGACAUAGACACGGCCACGCACACGGCCGGCACGCUGCACAACCUGGCGCACGACACGCCCGGCCGCCUCGCCAUCUUCAAGUCGGGCGGCAUCCCCGCCCUCGUCAAGAUGCUCAGCUCUCCCGUGGAGUCGGUGGUCUUCUACUCGAUCACCACCCUGCACCACCUGCUGCUCAACCAGGAGGGCAGCAAGAUGGCCGUCCGUCUGGCUGGCGGCCUCCAGAAGAUGGUGGCCCUUCUCAACCGCAACAACGAGAAGUUCCUGGCCAUCACCACCGACUGCUUGCAGAUCCUUGCCUUCGGCAACCAGGAGAGCAAGCUGGUCAUCCUGUCGAGCGGUGGCCCGGCAGCGCUGGUGCAGAUCCUGCGGACCCACACCUACGAGAAGCUGCUGUGGUCCACCAGCCGCGUGCUCAAGGUCCUGUCCGUUUGCCCCCAAAACAAGCCAGCCAUCGUGGAGGCCGGAGGCAUGCAGGCCCUGGCUUUGCACAUGAACAACCCCAGCCCACGUCUCGUGCAAAACUGCUUUUGGACGCUGAGGAACCUGUCCGACGCGGCCACAAAGCAGGAGGACAUGCAGGAGCUGCUGCACAUGCUGGUGGAGGCGCUGAGCUCUCGGGAUUUGAGUCUGGUGACGUGCGCCGCUGGGACGCUCUCCAACCUCACCUGCAACAACUCCAAUAACAAACUCGCAGUCUAUCAGAUGGGCGGCAUCGAAGCUCUGCUGAACACCGUGGAGCACAUGGGCGGGCACGAGGACAUCCUGGAGCCGGCCGUGUGCGCCCUGCGUCACCUGACCAGCCGCCACCAGGACGCCGACAUGGCCCAGACUGCCGUGCGGGACAGCAUGGGGCUGCCCCUCGUCGUGAAGCUGCUGCAGCCGCCCUCCAACUGGCCGCUGAUCAAGGCUGAUGUGGGGCUGAUCCGGAACCUGGCGCUGAGCUCGGCAAACCAUGCUCCGAUGCGCGACGAGGGCGUCGUCCAUCGUCUCGCACAGCUGCUGAUUCGAGCUCACCAGGACACCCUGCGCACAGCUUCAGGGACUCUCCCCCAGACCGUGGACGGGAUCCGGAUGGAUGAGAUCGUGGAGGGCUGCACGGGCGCCCUGCAGAUCCUCGCCCGUGACCCCACGAGCCGCUCGCUCAUCACCAGCCUCAACGUCAUCCCCAUCUUCGUGCAGCUCCUCUUCUCCCCGAACGAGAACGUGCAGCGCGUGGCGACGGGCGUGCUGUGCGAGAUGGCGCAGGACAAGGACGCGGCCGACGCCAUCGACGCCGAGGGGCCCAACCCCAUCCUCACCGAGCUGCUGCACUCGCGCAACGAGGGAGUCGCCACGUACGCAGCCGCCGUGCUGUUCCGCCUCUCUGAGGACAACCCGCAGGACUUCCAGAACCGCUUCUCGUCCAGCUCGCUCUUCCGGCCGGACAACCAGAGCUGGCAGCAGGAAGGCGGUGAAAUCGACUUGAUGACUCCUGAGUAUUAUCAAGAAGGUACCCUGCUCCCCGCACGCUACCCCAGCCACGCUCCAGCCCCUUCCCCCGGUGCCACCCCCUACCCCUCUUCCCACGCUGGCUCCGAGCACGGCUUGGCCUAUCCCUCCGCCGGCGGGGGAGGGUUCUCCGACGGCGAUCUGUUCUGGGCCGUGUCCGAGCUGACGCGCGCGGGGCCCAACUGCACCUCCGAGCCGCCCACCCCCGGCAGCGUGUUCGCCGCCGACCCGGCGUCCCGGGCUGUGCCCGAUCGCCAGGGCUUGCCUCACGACGGCUACUAGCGGCCCCUCCACUCGCUCGCUGGUGAAGUGGAGGCGUGGUGAGGAGGGCACUGGACGGACCACCCAGGACGAGAGGACGGAUCUGGCCACGAUUGCAACACAAAUGAAUGGUCUCCCUCCUGCUACUAUAAAAACCAUAACCGCCCAUGGCAAAAUCAAACAUGCAAUAGACACUUGUGAAUGGUAUUCAAUCAGCGGAGGGGGGUGGGGGGGGCCUUCGAAUAUUAGGAUGCACACGCACACCUGCAUUCACAACCAGAAGUGUUUUCUGCUGCACGCUGCAGCGUUGAAUUGACCUUUAUUUGGCAUUCAGAAAGCACGACUUCCGUUGUUUGGGAUAUAUAUAAUUGGCAGGUAAUGGCAUCAAGAUUCCUCGUGCAAUGUGAUACUGCAUUCCUGAAAAUGCCAAACAAGUUGUAAUUGUACAAUAAUAUCCUCUGCACUUUUAAUGCCAUCUGCAAGCUGUUAUCUGUUGCCUGCAGUGGUUAUGCUAAUGACGAAAAAUUCAGGUAGUGUGCCUCCUAAUGUUCCUGGACAUAUGUAAAGUUUAACAUGAGUACCAUAUUGGGAAUUUUGCCACGGAGUUGUCCGAGUGUUGUAGUUGGGCUCAUGCCGGUCAGAGCACAGUGUCGGCACGGCCGACAUCCUGGGUUCACAUCCCGGCAAACAACUGUUAUUGAACAAGGCACUUCAUGUAUAGCGAGCCUGUGGAAUCCCCCAAUCACCAAUCACUGCAGAUAUCUUAUCUUCAACUCGCCUGCUAUUUUUAAUGCCUUAGCCGUAGUGGUCCUGAGCCCCACAAUAGAUCAGUCACUUGUCCACACAGCUCAAGAGCACAAUCUUGAGAUUUGGAGGAGAUAAACCCUUGAAGGAUAUCAAGCGAAGAUCUAUGAUAUGACAUGGAUUUUCUGUGUAGAGGGUGCUCUGUAAAGGACAAUUGUUUUCACUCGUUUCUUUGCCAAUGGCACAAUUGAGAUGAAAUUUAAAACGAAGUGCCCCUCCCGCCCCCUCCCUCAAGCAAGGGAUGGGGGUGGCGCUCGUCUCGAUCCGAGGCCCGGAGUUGCUGGUGGUGAUGGGUGGCCUGGUCUCCAAAGCAUGGCCACGAUUAACUAUCCAUGAAGUGGUUCUUAUUUUAUGGAUGCUGGAGGAAAGAUGGACUAAGUCACCCCUCCCCACCACCACCUAACACUAGCAGGUGAAAUGUUAUUAUGUUUUAUUUUUAUUAUUUUAUCACUUCCCUUCUCCGUGACUUUACCGAAAGAACCCAGAAGAUGAACUAGCAGGUGAAGUAUCUGACCACAGCACCAGUCGGCAGUUUUUUUGGUAAAUCAUGAAACGUGGAACAGGAAAGGGAACCAGUUGACUGGGCCCUUUUGCCAGCGAGAAUAUUAGUCGGGCUUCGCGGGCUAUUUUUUCUUGUUAUCACCAGAUUGCUUUAGGCAUUGCAAACGCAUCACGUGGAAUUUGCCGUAAUAACGUUUUAGCACAAAUGCAGUUGCUUUGGACACCAAAAUAGGGGGUGUGGGGUUGAGGGACGCGUUCGUGUAGUUACAAAAUCGUUCUCUGGUCCGGUUUUGUCCGUGGGUCAUGAUGUUGUGGGGCACUUCUGGAGUUUAUUUUGGUUGUGUAACGUGCUAGUUUCUGAGUGCAUUUAGCCACUGCCUUCCCAGACAAGAGGCCGGAUUUUAAGGUGAUCAGUUUCUGUUUUUGGGUGAAAACGUCGCCCAACGUCUCCAUUCCAGGGGAGCGUGGGGUCAUCGUCAUCACUCGGAAUCGAUGCUCCGCGAAGUUUCUUGGAUUAGGACAAAGAGACGAAUAUUUGUUACGUGGACUCUACCAAUAAUGUAUCUUGGGAAAGCUUUCAGAUUUUAGAGAGGUGACUUUUGGGUUUUAUAUAAAAUUGUGUUUUAUCUGCCUCUAUGUUGAUACAAAAGAUGAUGGUAUGUUAAAUGUCAUUUUAGUUAUUUUUUCUGUUGCUUUUGUUAAGUUUGUAAAGCCUAUGGUUGUGUGCAUUCCUAAUAAAGAAUCUGCUAAUUCUA
Lethenteron reissneri (Far Eastern brook lamprey) is the source of this 4458-nucleotide messenger RNA. Its product is annotated as catenin beta-1-like. Gene Ontology annotation, biological process: cell adhesion. Lineage: Eukaryota; Metazoa; Chordata; Hyperoartia; Petromyzontiformes; Petromyzontidae. Gene Ontology annotation, molecular function: cadherin binding. The record is from RefSeq and is a predicted model, not a curated record.